AAAGAAUUUGAAAAGUCGCCCCCAUGGUCCGUGCGCGCCAUAGAGAUCCUCGCUCACUUGUUAAGGCGACUGUUCGAUGCUUGUUGGUUUUCCAAAUCUGCUCUGAUUUCACCGCAAUCUAGCGGAAUUGAUUAGCAUCCCUUGAAUAACUGCCAUCCAGAGGGACUACUUCGAAUAGACAGUGUUGUUCAAAACAAUAAAACUUGACUGAAAGUCUGCUAAUCCUCAAAUCAUGAGGCAAAUAAUGCCUCUGAACGCUUCAAUAGGAUUAUGGCGAGCUUUUGGGGUGCAGAAAAGACAAGAUUGUUACUUUUGAGCAAUGAAGGAUAUAGGAUUUGUUCCUUGGAGGCACACCUUUUUGAAACCACGCUUGUUGCUAGUAAAAACACAAAUGGUUCUCGUUUUCCGCAUAAUUUCAGCGCUUCCACAAUCCAAGGGCUGUGAUAUAGCCAUUAAAUGCUACAUGUUUGUCGAAGUAUUGACACAUCCCUUGCAAAAGUUCAGAUGUAUGCUAAGAAUAUUGUUUAAGGGACGUAGAGUAGUCAAUAGCAUGUGGCAGUGUUCAGGUGUUUAUACAGUAUCAGAUGGGUUCACUAGGCUCGUCACCAGCCUGAGGACGAAGUUCAUGUGCACAUGCACAGGCUGGGACCAAACUUGA
Lobosporangium transversale is the source of this 658-nucleotide messenger RNA. RefSeq lists its product as hypothetical. Lineage: Eukaryota; Fungi; Mortierellomycota; Mortierellomycetes; Mortierellales; Mortierellaceae. The transcript has a single exon. The coding region runs from base 320 to 658 and encodes 112 amino acids. The record is from RefSeq and is a predicted model, not a curated record.